CUCAUCUGUUCCCUAAUCCUCACAGACGCCAUCAUUGACUUGCAAUUUAUUUAAAUUAAUCUAACUUCCCCUCGCCCUUCCAUCCCGACUGCAAAUCGUUGCGGAGAGCCUGGAACCACGAACUCCUGUUCACACUCCUUUCCUCGCGCUUUUUGAAUAUGAAUGUUUCGACCUUGCGAUCCUGUUGGUAGUCUCUUAGGAAUCCGACCGUCCUUCGUGGCCUCUCUUCGAGCAUCUUCUCGCGCGCAGCGCAUGGUCAGAUAAACUCUAUGUCCCAGAAUCCCUCCUUCGAUCUUGUCUGAACAUGUCGUUCCCUGUCCCCAGGGCAUUAUCCGCUCGCUCGCGUUUAAUCUGUAUCCUAAGCUUUUUCUUCCUCGUCCUCCUGGUCGUUCUCCACCAAUCCGCACCAUAUCACGGCUACACGAUCAUCCAGAAGCCAGUGCCAGCGCCUGCUCCAUCGCCAACGGCGGGCGAAGAAUUCAUCGAGACGAAGUUCAUGUUCCAGGAGGAUCUGGCCACGCUUCGCCAACCCAACUUCGACCUGAAGGAAUACACCAAAUAUAAACCGCAUAACUAUGUGCCGGACACGCAGCAGCAAACCUUCGCCACCUUCCUUUGCACCCCGAACGCGUCCAUCUACGAUCCCUACUUCGCCGCCACCCUGAACCUCGUCUACCGCAACCUCUGGUCCCCUUCUAUCGCUUCUAAAUCCCGCCCCUUCACCGUCUUCGUCGCCCCGUUCAUUACUCAAGAACAGCGCGACAUCCUCGCCGGCGCAGGCGCUGUCAUCCAAGAACUCGGACUCCUCCCAUGGGAACCUCACAUCCCCGGCGUCUGGGGCCGCUGGCGCGACCAGUUCUCCAAACUUCAUUUCUUCAACCAGACGCAGUACUCCACCAUCGCAUACAUGGACUCCGAUGCCUUCCCUCUCGAGAACAUCGACUCCGUCUUCGACGAGAUCAUAGAGCAGAAAUGUGACCCGGCGAAGCUCAACGCCGACGACCUGAAAGAGAAGGACGAGCUCUGCGACUACACGUUCAUGGGCGUCAUGAAUAUGGGCGGGGGGAUCAACGGCGGCUUCGUCGUCGUGCGCCCCAACCCCGCCAUGCAUCGGCGUUUGAUCCGGAACUACGUCAAGGUGGAUGAGUACGACAACACGGCCGCGGAGCAGUCGUUUUUCAAGUGGAUGUUCGCCGAGGACGGGGCGUUCCCCGUGGCGUUUCUCCCGCGCAAGUUCAACGGGUACUUCCCGACCGAGGACGACAAGGGGCAGAUCAUGGUGGUGCAUGAGAAGCUGUGGGCGUUCUCGGAUUUGCCGUCGUGGCUGAUGGGAGUGUGGGAUAAGGGGUGGGAGGAGAUGGUGGAUUACUUUAAUAGCCCCGCGUUUAAGGAGGCGCGGGAGAAGGAUGGCGCGGUGAGUUAGGGGCGGGGCUGGAAGGGUUCAUUCUAGAUAUGAGACAUGUAUAUGUUUGAUGCUGUUCUGUGUAUAGUAGCUUUCUUGUAUCUAAUUGCCACAAAAUAUAUCCGGACUGUACACACGUGACUAAACC
Eremomyces bilateralis CBS 781.70 is the source of this 1550-nucleotide messenger RNA. RefSeq names its product nucleotide-diphospho-sugar transferase. The transcript has a single exon. The coding region runs from base 305 to 1423 and encodes 372 amino acids. Gene Ontology annotation, molecular function: glycosyltransferase activity. The record is from RefSeq and is a predicted model, not a curated record. Lineage: Eukaryota; Fungi; Ascomycota; Dothideomycetes; Eremomycetales; Eremomycetaceae.